AUGUCUUACAAAGUACCCGGCGACUUAAAAUUCCCGGAUCAGGCCACUUCCGACGGAUCCGGCGAUCCGCGGGAACACCUUCUAAGCUACCAGGCUAAGAUGCAGGUUUUAGGAGUCCGAGACCCUGUCAUGUGUCGCGCUUUCCUACCGACACUAAAGGGCUCGGCGCAGAGAUGGUCGGUAGCUCUGCCCCCGGGAUCAAUACACAAUUUCGAAGAGUUAGCCAACCGUUUCAUGAGCCACUACGCGGCCAACAUCAAGCUACAGAAAGAUCUGACCCAUCUGGGAGACGUUCAUCAAGAGGAGGGUGAAUCCCUCAAGACCUACCUGGCCCGAUGGCAAAAAGAGAUCCAGUCUAUCGAGGAAGUUGAGGACCAGACCGCCCUCACCUUCUUCAUCGAAUCUUUACGAUCCGGGCAGUUGUACCGUGAUUUACGGGACAACCGGCCAACCACCUACGCAGAGGCCAUACAUAUGGCUAACAAACGAGCCAACACGGAACAGGCCAUGAAGCACAAGAGGCAGCGUGAGGCCGGGGGAUCCGCUAAUGGAAAGAGAACCCGUGCGGAAGCUUAA
Molecule: messenger RNA, 576 nt
Organism: Ipomoea nil (Japanese morning glory)
Lineage: Eukaryota; Viridiplantae; Streptophyta; Magnoliopsida; Solanales; Convolvulaceae
Exons: 1
Coding region: 1-576 (191 amino acids)
Source: RefSeq, a predicted model, not a curated record